GUAAGGCUUGCUCAUAUGCGUUAGACAUACGAUAGCACCCUCAUGAGCUUGUUCGACCUACUUUAAUGCGUUAUAUAUACGAUAUCGCCCUCAUGAGCAGAGACGGGUGCUAAAUUCAGGCAAAGGAGUUACAGACCUAGUCCAAGCUGACGCUAGUUACAGGUGUCUCGAACCACAUUUGAUCCAAUGAUGUCCAACCACCAAAUACGCCGCGCUACCGCGGAUGAUUUCCAAGCGGUCAUGGAUUUUGGGGAUGUCAUUUUCGGACUUGACUACCUUCCACAGCUUUACCACAGCUUCAUUGACGACCCCAACGCCAGAUCAUACGUAUACAUCGUCGGCGAGGAGAUCGUUGGAUUCUGCAGUCCCCACCUUAUCGACGAUGGGGCGACGUUUCUUAUGCGGGCAAGCAGGGUUAAGGAUGGCUUCCGGGGUCAAGGUAUUUAUGGCCUGCUUCUGAAGCAUGUGCAUGAAGAUUUCAAAGGUACAGACACCAUCAAAUACGACGUCAUGUGCGUUAACGAUAUCAACUAUGGGGCCAAGAAGGAAAGCCUGAAUAGAACACAUACGGUAAUCUCACAGAAGGCAACCCUAUAUUACCAAGCCAAGUUAGCAGAUGUGACGCUGCCAAUGAUGUCUACUGACGAUCGCCCAGAAGCAUUUACAACUGCAGAUAUGAAGUCACUCUUGGAUUCAAAAGAAUCACGUGAAAGUCUGUUUCCAGAUGGCAGGAUGAUGGUGGCGAUGCUACCUCUUGGACUACUCCCUGCCAACUUGAAGUACAUGAUGCCACCAAACUCAUUUGCGCUUCAGUCAAGGGCAGACAACACCCACGUGUCACUUCUUUCAGUUGGGACAUCUGUAGAAUGCCAAAGGGGUCUGAGAUACAUGUGUGACGUUUUCGGAAGUGACGCCACAUCAUUACGUCACCAUCUAGUAUGCCACUUGUACAACGCACGUAGUCUGACGCAGGAUCUCGUAAUAUUUGAGAUCAUCAUUGAGACCAGCUUCUCUGAUAGUGCUGACGACAUCAUGAAGGAUGCGGGUGUUCCUUUCCUAGACCUAAAGAAGAAAAGGAUGAUACUUCUUGAGAAAUUGUUUGAGUGAGUUGCAUCUAUAAUAUAGAUAAUUUCAUCCUAUAUGUUGUAGACAUUUCAUCUUAACCAGACGUACACUACAGACUUCAGUAUUUUUGCUACCUGUUCAAGCUACCUAUAAUUAAGUGCGAUAGGAUCACAUCACAAAAGACGUGUCUGUGAUUUCGGGACCAUUCUUCAAAGGAUCAUCUCCCGUUAAACACCAUAUUACGAAUUUGUUAUGAGUGUUGGAAUGUUUUUUUCAUGAUUGUGAAAGAUAUAGGUUCCUAUUAAUGUUAGCUUCACUGGUGUUGUAGUCGUGGAAUCAACUGUACCAGGGAUUUGCUUCUGAGAUUUGAAACCUCUGGCUGAUCAACCACAAUGGAAUAUCUUCAACAAUUUAUGUAAGACUGCCGUUUUAUUCCGCAAUCAACAGUAUGCCAGCGGCUUGUCAAAAACAGGCACUGGACAAGACAACCAGUGAUAAAUAUUCAAGUCUCAGUGAAGAGACAAAUGUAGUGGGUUUGAAUGACUCCAAAAACGACUGCCAGUUAACCUGGCUGCCAAUUAACCUGGGUCCGAUGCCCCUUAAGAAGGGUGUCCGUGUCGCUCUUAACCGUUGUCGGCGCUCAGAGAUAGCCUCGUGCACAUUCAACUAGGGUAUUUGGUAAUGCUUGCAACCGCUCAUGUCAUUCAUAUGUCAUAGCUGGAAUAGUGCUCACUAGUGUGCAAAACUCAUCCAAUAUACUUGCAGGAUUGCUUGGUUAUAAGGCAGCGAUAACUGGUCGUUUUUAACAGUUUAUAUAACCUGGGCCUAGAUUUUCAAAACAAUCUUAGACCUAAACUUUUCUUAAAGGAAAUCGAAGACCGUCGUAGUAUAUUUUGGAAACUAUCGUAGCUCUUAGAUAUCGUAAAAUUGACGUAAAUCUAAGAUAGCUCUAUACUUGAUGAUGGUUUAUUUUAUGUUCAUGCUAGGUGGCGGUGUAUCGAUAUUUUUUUCAAACCAAUAACACGCAUUUCGUUGACACAUUGACAUUUCGUUUAGUUAAACUGUGCGAUUCAAAUCGACGCUUCGAAAACACAAAGAACGCAUAAAGGAUUCCAUGUCAGAAAUGAUGUUAUUCGCGAUCGCGAUCUUCACAACUAUGGAGUCGAUAGCCUAAAAUACGAUUUCUAUCUGAUAUGAGUAUAGUCUGAGUGUCAAACAGACUAUAUUUUCGAAAUUCGAUAUGUUCUUUUAUUCAACUUAACUUGAAAGGGAUUGGUAAACAGGCCUUAGGUGUACGCCGUCAUAUUGCAUUUGUGUCUUUAUUUUCGCAUUUAAGAGAAGUAAAUCAAUCUACAUAAAUGACGAGUUGCAAAACCAUAAGUGUUUAAAAUCGUGUUGGAAUUUGAAUUGUUACGUAUCUGCAGUGUAUAUAUGUAUUACAUUGGCAAGAAUAACACAUACGAUAAAAUAUUUGUACGAUAAAA
This is a messenger RNA of Haliotis rufescens (red abalone), 2549 nucleotides long. Its product is annotated as histidine N-acetyltransferase-like. The transcript is spliced from 4 exons. The coding region runs from base 187 to 1107 and encodes 306 amino acids. Gene Ontology annotation, molecular function: acyltransferase activity, transferring groups other than amino-acyl groups. NCBI's taxonomy places the organism in Eukaryota, Metazoa, Mollusca, Gastropoda, Lepetellida, Haliotidae. The record is from RefSeq and is a predicted model, not a curated record.